AACACACGCUCCCACCGACGCUGCUGCUCUUGUACGUCUGUACACCCUCGUCCAGUCUUCAAUCGGCUUCCAACUCUGUCACAUCCAACCAGCCGCAUCUUCAUCGUCCAUUCUAGCUCUUUCUAUCUCUCCUUGUUUAUUCUUUCAUCUGAAUUAUUUUCUUCUUCUCUCUAUCAAGUCGAUUUGUUUGGCAUUUAUCGCAACAUUUGACGAGCUUUAUUUUGCCAAAAGUGUCGUAUUUCAAGCCGAGAUUGUGCCCACCAACCGGAUACAAUUUGGAAAUCUUCUCCCACGAAUCUAACCAAAGUGGAAUAAGUUUCAUGGCCUCCGCUGACUUGUCAACGGACCACUGAAAAGAAGAACAGAAGAAAAGCUCCGAGAUAUACACGAGGACAUCCUUUUUGAUCCUCUCCGAUUAAGAGUUGUUAUCGAAUCAUCCGCUAGCCCUCCCUGCGCUUCGACAUGGCCGACAAUUCACCGUUGCCGGUCCCACGGACGGGACCCGGAGACGCACCCAAAGAUCCUGGGAUCGCGUCAAACUGUCACCAAUCCUACACGGAAAAGGAUUUCGAAGGCCACCGGGCUCACACUAUGUACGUGGGUGUUCACGUUCCGUCCAACGGGAACAAGCGGCGUUCACAUCACAGGCGGCACCGCCAUCACCAUCGGCACCAACAUCAGCCCGGCAUAGCUGAAGAGGCCUCUCCAGCUGAUAACUCGGCCAUUCCACCGUCGCAGCGCGUUCAAUUCAUCUUGGGUGAAGAGGCCGACGGAGAUGACGGAACUCACGAAGCCCAUCCGCUUUUCUCCGAAAUGGAAGAACUCUGCUACAAUCACGACGCCGGAGAAGUCGAAUGGAACGAAACGGCACGUUGGGUGAAGUUCGAGGAAGACGUGGAAGAAGGUGGUAGCCGUUGGUCUAAGCCUCACGUAGCGACUCUAUCGCUCCAUUCGCUGUUCGAACUUCGCAGUCUCCUGCUCAACGGACCCGUCCUGCUGGAUGCCGAUGCUCAGACACUCGUCCAGAUAACUGAUCUCGCCAUCGACAUGAUGGCCAAUUCCGGCCACCUUCCAUUCAACUCCAAAGAGAGGGUUCGCGAGGCUCUUCUCAGACGCCAUCGCCAUCUCUACGAGAAGAACAAAGAGAACAGCGCUGCUAAGCUGCCCAUUAUCCGCUCUCUGGCCGACAUUGGCCGCAAUUAUUCUCAAUCGCGAAGUUCGCUGAUGAUGACGGACGUUCCGGUGACGUCAAUGACAGCCAUAAAAGUCACGCUCACGGAGGCCGAUAGCCGCGACGGAAGCGAAAUCGUUUUGUUGGAGCAUCUCGUGCCGACGGCCAGCAACACUCGUCGCAUUAGGUUCGACCAUCAUCACUUGCCAACGGACGACCCGUUUCUUGCCCUCCCGAAUGAUAGGCGGUCAUCGUGGGGUACAGCCUCGCACGCUGCCAUGGCUACGAGUCCCAGUGCAGCUUCGAUGCUGCGCAACACGAGCGAAAAAGACAUGGGCAACGGAAACGGAGACGUUCACAAAGGGAAUACGUCGUUCUUGAAAAAGAUUCCAGCGGGAGCCGAAGCCUCAAAUGUACUUGUCGGCGAAGUCGAUUGCCUGGAAAAACCCGUUUCAGCCUUCAUCCGGCUGGUUCAACCUGUCGUUUUGGGCGAUUUAACCGAAGUUCCCGUCCCGACCCGCUUCGUUUUCAUACUCCUAGGACCAGUGGGUGGCCAAGCCAGUUAUCACGAAGUCGGCAGGGCUAUGGCCACGUUAAUGUCAGACGAAGUGUUUCACGAAGUCGCCUACCGGGCCAAGAAUCGCGAUCACCUAUUGGCCGGCGUUGACGAGUUCCUCGACGCCGUCACCGUCUUGCCGCCAGGCGAAUGGGAUCCCCAGAUUCGUAUUGAACCGCCGGCAGCCAUUCCAUCUCAGAACACGAGAAAAUUCCCCGAAAAGAACAAAGAAGAAGUCAACGAAGAAGAGGAGGAGAGUAAGGUUCGCGAGACUGCCGGCCUGUACCGAACGGGCCGACUCUUUGGCGGCCUCAUCAACGACGUCAAACGAAAAGUGCCGUGGUACUGGUCCGACUACAAGGACGCCAUGUCCAUUCAGUGUCUGGCCGCCUUCACUUUCCUCUACUUCGCCUGUCUGACACCAUUAAUCACGUUCGGCGGUCUGCUGGGCGACGCCACCGAAAACCGUUUGGGCACAAUGGAAUCCCUCUGCUCCGGCUUCCUCUGCGGAAUCGUUUACGGCAUUUUCUCCGGCCAGCCGCUCACCAUCCUCGGCUCCACCGGACCCGUUCUCGUCUUUGAAAACAUUCUCUACGAUUUCUGCAAGAGGAACGAGCUAGAUUACUUGGGGCUGCGAUUUUGGAUUGGCAUGUGGAUUGCAUUUAUUCUGAUCGUACUGGUGGCCAUAGACGCAUCGGCUAUCGUUUGCUACAUUACCCGAUUUACCGAAGAGAAUUUCGCCCUUCUAAUUGCCACCAUUUUCAUCUACAAGGCUAUUGAGAAAGUGUUAUCGAUUGGGCAAAAGUAUCCGAUGAAUCCACCCGUCAUCAGCGACUGCCGCUGCCUACCGUCCAAUUUCACCAUUGAAGCUAGAGACGAUAUCAGUACCAGCUGGUCGGGAAUAUCUUGGCAAGAAUGCCAAUCGGUGUACAAUGGAACUCUGGAAGGAGAGGAUUGUCACCUUGUCAACAAACCUUGGUACCCGAACGUCUUUCUGAUGUCGAUUAUCCUGUGCGUCACCACCUACUUCCUCUGUGUAACGCUGAAGAACAUGAAGCGAACAAAUUUCUUCCCCAAUAGCGUGAGACAAGUGAUUAGUGAUUUCGGUGUUUUCAUCACCAUUUGCUCCAUGUCUCUAAUGGAUGCCCUGGCUGACGUCCGCACGCCAAAACUCCUCGUGCCGGAUGAAUUUAAACCGACUUGGGAAGGGCGCGGAUGGGUCGUGUCGCCAUUCAACAAUCCAUGGUGGACCAUUCCUGCUGCGAUUGCUCCCGCCAUGCUGGCCACUAUUCUCAUCUUCAUGGAUCAGCAAAUCACGGCCGUCAUCGUCAAUCGUCGUGAAAACAAGCUCAAAAAAGGGUGUGGCUAUCACUUGGAUUUGUUUGUGUUGGCCAUUUUAAUCGUCGUCAAAUCAAUUCUGGGCCUCCCUUGGUUUGUGGCCGCUACCGUCCUCUCCAUCAAUCACGUCAACGCUCUCAAACUCCAGACGGAAUGCGCCGCUCCUGGCGAAAAACCCCAAUUCUUGGGAGUCAAAGAACAGAGAAUGACUUUGAUUAUGAUCUCUGUGAUGAUUGGCCUGUCCGUUUUCAUGACGCCCAUUCUGACGUAUAUUCCCAUGCCCGUUCUAUUUGGAGUCUUCCUGUACAUGGGCACUUCUCCGCUGGCCGACAUGCAAUUCUACGAUCGACUCUUACUUCUCUUUAUGCCGACGAAAUACCAACCGGACCACAUCUAUCUACGCAAGGUGACGCUCCGCCGCGUCCACCUGUUCACCUUCAUCCAGUUGCUCUGCUUCAUUGUCCUGUGGGCCGUCAAAGAAAUCAACGCCAUUUCUAUCGCUUUCCCCCUGAUGUUGGUGGUCAUGAUUGGCGUGAGAAAAUCUCUCGAUUUCAUUUUCACCAAGUACGAACUGAAAGUGCUGGACGAUCUGAUGCCCGAAAGUAACACGAAGCACAAGGACGAGGAAGACGAAGAAGUAACUACUCUAGCGGGCGGGACAAGCGUCGCCGCGGUCAGUCAAAUGGCAAUGACGGACUACACCAGUCACAGCGGGAAAAACUUCCAGAUCCAGCUGCCCAACGGAAACAUCAUGAACAUCCCUGUCGAUAGUUCAACGGCAGGUGGAACCGGCGGUGGCGGCGGCGGUGCCAAUAAGGCCAUGAACAUUUCCGAGGAGGUCAAUCGAAGUGGCGUCUGGAAAACCGUGAACAUCGGCAACGUCCUCCCAGCGUCCACUUGCAUCCAGGAGAGCAAGCCGACGUGUCGCAACAACCGGCGCCGAGAAAAGUAGAUAUUCCUUUUUUUGUUUGUUUGCCCAGCAUCAUCAUAUAAUAUUAUAUAUCUAGUUUACAUUACUGAAUUUACCAAAACAGUAACUGAUUGUGUUUUUUAAUGUGUUCUUUUCAUUGUAACGUGUGUUUGUUGACUUCCUCUUUCACGCCACAAUUCAAAAAAAAAAUCCGAAAUCAAAGAAACAAAUCGAAUCAAGGCGACGGGCAUAUUAAAUAUGACAGAGCGCGUCAACUUAAAGAAAACCAAAUUCGAAUAAGCCAGAAAAUGACGCCGUUGUGUCCAUUCCAUUUUUUAAAAGUAGCGACGAGAGGGGGAAAUAUUAUUGCGAUUGGGAAAUCCCUGAUAUUUUGUCAUUGAUGUCUUGUUAAUAUUGUGUCUUUUUAUGUUGUUGUUUGUUGUUGUUGUUGCUGGUUUUUGAAGCGAUGGCGUUGGUCAACGUGCCAAAAACCGCAACAGAUAUAAAGCCGCGAAGGUAGGUGAUGGCAUUAUAUUAACGAUGUGAUUUUGAAUAGGAAGCAUUUUACUAUUUGACGAAAAAAGCAAGUGGAUGAACGCAACAUACACACGCCCAGUGAUUGAACGUAUUUGACCAUGAGAGAAUUAUCUAUCGCGUGUGUAGCCUUAAUUUCUCUCAGCAUUCUAACAUGGUUGUAAACAUGACAAACGAUGAAGGACGACGAAGAAAUAGACUUACAAAAUCACGA
Molecule: messenger RNA, 4723 nt
Organism: Daphnia pulicaria
Lineage: Eukaryota; Metazoa; Arthropoda; Branchiopoda; Diplostraca; Daphniidae
Product: electroneutral sodium bicarbonate exchanger 1-like
Exons: 21
Coding region: 463-4017 (1184 amino acids)
Biological process (GO): transmembrane transport; monoatomic anion transport; bicarbonate transport
Cellular component (GO): plasma membrane
Molecular function (GO): sodium:bicarbonate symporter activity; solute:inorganic anion antiporter activity; monoatomic anion transmembrane transporter activity
Source: RefSeq, a predicted model, not a curated record